AUGCUCUGUUUUAUAAUAAACAAUAAACAAUAUAUAUAUAUAUAUAUAUAUAUAUAUAUUUUCCGUUUCUUUCUUUCUUUCUUUCUUUUCUUUUUUUUCUUUCUUUCCUUUCUUUUCUUUCUUUUUUCUUUCUUUCUUUCUUUUCUUUUUUUCUUUCUAUUUUUUUCUUUCUUUUUCUUUCUUUCUUUCUUUCUUUUCUUUUUUUCUUUCAUUUUCUUUUUUCUUUCUUUCUUUCUUCUUUCUUUCUUUUCUUUUCUUUUUUUUUUCUUUCUUCCCACCACUUUCUUUUUUCUUUUUUUUUUUCUUUUUCUUUCUUUCUUUCCCGCCAGCUUUCUUUUCUUUCUUUCUUUCUUUCUUUUCUUUCCUUUUCUUUCUUUUCUUUCUUUCUUUCUUCCACUUUUCUUUCUUUUUUUUUUCUUUCCUUCUUUCUUUCUUUCUUUCUUUCUUUCUUUUUUCUUUUCUUUUCUUUCUUUCUUUCUUUCUUUCUUCCUCUUUCUUUCUUUUCUUUCUUUCCGCCUCUUUCUUUCUUUUUUCUUUCUUUCUUUCUUUCCUUUUUCUUUUUCCACUUUUUCUUUUCUUUUUUUUCCCCUUUCUUUCUUUCUUUCUUUUUUCUUUCUUUCUUUGUUUCAAUUUUUCUUUCUUUUCUUUUUUUUUUCCCUCUUUCUUUCUUUCUUUUUUUCUUUUCUUUUGCUUUCCCUCUUUCUUUCUUCUUUUCUUUCUUUCUUUUUCACCUUUUCUUUUAUUACGCCAUCUUUCCUUUCUUUUUUCUUUCUUUCUCCCUUUCUUUUUCUUUCCCUUUUCUUUUCUUUCUUUUCUUCUUUCUUUUUUCUUUCUUUCUUUCUUUUUUUUCUUUCCGCCACUUUUCUUUUCUUUCUUUCUUUUCUUUUUCUUCCCUCGUUUUUUCUUUUCUUUUCUUUCCGUCUUUCUCAAUUUUUUCUUUCCUUUUACCUUUCUUUCUUUCUUUUUUUUUCUUUCUUUCCGCCCACUUUUUUUCUUUUCUUUCUUUCUUUCUUUCUUUUUUUUUUUCUUUCUUCCUAUCUUUCUUUUUUUUCUUUCUUUCCCCCACUCUUUCUUUCUUUCUUUUUUCUUUCUUUCUUUUCUUUCUUUUUUUCUUUCUUUCUUUCUUUCUUUUUCUUUCUUUCUUUCUUUCUUUUUUCUUUCUUUUCUUUCUUUUUCUUUCUUUCCGUAUUCUUUUUCUUUUCUUUCUUUCUUUCUUUUUUCUUUCCGCCUAUUUUCUUUCUUUCUUUCUUUCUUUUCUUUUCUUUAUUUUUUUUUUUCUUUCAUUCUUUCCGCUUUUCUUUUCUUUUCUCUUUCUUUCUUUCUUUUCUUUUUUCUUUCUUUCUUUCCAUCUUUCUUUCCUUUUUUUCUUUCUUUCUUUCUUUCUUUCUUUUAUUUUCUUUCUUUCUUUCUUUCUUUUCCGCCACUUUUUUCUUUCUUUUUUCUUUCUUUUCUUCCUUUCUUUCUUUCUUUCUUUCUUUCCCUUUCUUCCACUCUUUCUUUUAUUUCUUUCUUUCUUCCACUUUUUCUUUUUUUUCUUUUACUUUUCUUUUCUUUUUUCUUUCUUUCUUUUUUUUUCUUUCCGCCCUCCAUUUUUUUUCUUUCUCUUCCUUUCUUUCUUUUCUUUUCUUUUUUCCGCCCUCUUUUUUCACUUUCUUUCUUUCUUUCUUUUUUCUUUCCUUUUUCUUUCUUUCUUUCUUUCUUUCUUUUUUUUACUUUUUUUUUUCUUUCUUUUUUCUUUUUUCUUUCUUUCUUUUCCGUAACUCUUUCUUUCUUUCUUUUAUUUUUUAUUUUUUUUUCUUUUUCUUUCUUUCUUUCCGCCACUUUUCUUUUUUCUUUUUCUUUCUUUUUCUUUCUUUCCUUCUUUUCUUUUUUCUUUUUUUCUUUUUUUUUUUUUUCUUUUUCCGCCACUCUUUCUUUUUUUUUCUUUUCUUUCUUUUCUUUCUUUCUUUCUUUCUCUUUCUUUCUUUUCUUUCUUUCUUUCUUUCUUUCUUUUUUUCUUUUUUCUUUCUUCCUUUCUUUUUCUUUCUUUCUUUCUUUUUCUUUCUUUUUUCUUUUCUUUCUUUCUUUCUUUCAUUUUCCUUUUUUCCUUUUUUUUCUUUUCCUUUCUUUCCAUUUUCUUUCUUUCUUUUUCUCUUUCUUUCUUUCUUUUCUUUUCCUUUCCUUCAUUUCUUUCUUUUUUCUUUCUUUCUUUCCGUAACUUUUUCUUUCUUUUCUUUUCUUAUAUUUUCUUCUUUUUCUUUUUCCGCCACUUUCUUUCUUUCUUUUUUUUCUUUCUUUUUUUCUUUCCGUCUCUUUUUUUUCUUUCUUCUUUUUUCUUUUUCUUUCUUUCUUUCUUCCCUUUUCUUUUUUUCUUUCUUUCCGCCACUUUUCUUUUUUUUUCUUUUUCUUUCCGCCCUCUUUCUUUCUUUUUAUUUCUUUCUUUUUUCCUUUCUUUCUUUUUCUCUUUCUUUCUGUUUUUUUUUUUCAUUUUCUUUCUUUUCCGCCACUCUUUCUUUCUUUUCUUUCUUUCUUUUCUUUCUUUUUCUUUUUUCUUUUUUUUUUUUCUUUCUUUCGCCACUCUUUCUUUCUUUCUUUUUUCUUUCUUUUUUUUCUUUCUUUCUUUCCUAUUUUCUUUUCUUUUCUUUCUUUUCUUUCUUUUUCUUUCCCCCCUCUUUCUUUUUCUUUCUUUUUUUCUUUCUUUCUUUCUUUCCUCUUUUCUUUCUUUUCUUUCUUUUUUUUCUUUUUCCAUCUUUCUUUCUUUCUUUCUUUCUUUUCUUUCCCUUUUUUCUUUCUUUCUUUCUUUCUUUUCUUUCUUUAUUUCUUUCUUUCUUUCUUCACAUUUAUAAAUUUCUUUCUUUCUUUCUCUUUUCUUCCUCUUUCUUUUUUUUUUUCUUUUUCCGCCACUCUUUCUUUCUUUUCUUUCUUUUCUUUCUUUCUUUCUUCCUAUCUUUCUUUCUUUUUCCCUUUCCGCUCAUUUUUCUUUCUUUUCUUUUUUUCUUUCUUUUUUUCUUUUUUUCUUUCUUUCCUUUUUUUUCUUUCUUUCUUUCCGCCCUCUUUUCUUUCUUUCUUUCUUUCUUUUUUUUCUUUCUUUCCGCCCUCCUUUCUUUCUUUUUUCUUUCUUUUUUUCUUCUUUUCUUUCCGCCACUUUUCUUUCUUUCUUUCUUUCUUUUUCAUUUCUUUCUUUUCUUUCUUUUUCUUUCUUUCUUUUCUUUCUUUCUUUCUUUCUUUUCUUUCCUUUCUUUCAUUCUUUCUUUCUUUCUUUCCGCCUUUUCUUUCUUUCUUUCUUUUUUCUUUCUUUCUUUUUUCUUUCUUUCCUUUCUUUCUUUCUUUCUUUUUUCUUUUCUUUCUUUCUUUCUUUUUUCUAUUUUCUUUUUUUUUUCUUUUUUUCCGCCACUCUUUCUUUUUUCUUUCUUUUUUUUUCCGCCACUCUUUUCUUUCUUUCUUUCUUUCCGCUUUCUCUUUUCUUUCUUUCUUUCUUUUCUUUUUUUUCUUUCUUUCCGCCACUUUUCUUUCUUUUCUUUCUUUCUUUUUUUCUUUCUUUCUUUUUUUCUUUCCGCCACUCUUUCUUUCUUUCUUUUCUUUCUUUCUUUCUUUCUUUUCUUUCUUUCUUUCUUUCUUUCUUUCUUUUCCCUUUCUUUCUUUUUUCUUUCUUUCCGCUUUCUUUCUUUUUUUCUUUCUUUCCCCACUUUUCUUUCUUUUUUCUUUCUUUCUUUCUUUCUCUUUCUUUUCUUUCUUUUUCUUUCUUUCUUUCCUUUGCCUUUCUUUCUUUUUCUUUCUUUCUUUCCGCCUCUUUCUUUUUUUUCUUUCUUUCUUUCCUUUUCCGCCCUCUUUCUUUUUUCUUUCACCCUUUCUUUCUUUCUUUCCCCAUUCUUUUUCUUUCCUUUCUUUUUCCUUUCUUUCUUUCUUUCUCCCCAUUUUCUUUCUUUCUUUCUUUCCUUCUCUUUCUUUCUUUCUUUCUUUCUUUCUUUCUUUCCGCCACUUUUCUUUUUUCUUUCUUUCUUUCUCCGCUUUCUUUUUCUUUCUUUCUUUCUUUCUUUUCUUUCCGCCCUCUUUCUUUUUUCUUUCUUUUUUCCUUCUUUCCAUGAUUCUUUCUUCUUUUGCCUCAUCGUUUUCUUCCUUUCACCCUCUUACUUUCUCCCCAUCUUCUUUUUCCUUCUUUUCUCCUCCUCAUUCUCUAUUUACUGUCUCUUUCUCUCUUUUCGUUUCCGUUUCCCUUCCUCCUCUUCUCUUUCUCUUCCUUUUCUCUUCCUUCCUCUUCACUCCUCUUUCCUCCCUCUUCCCUACACGUGA
Acanthosepion pharaonis is the source of this 4269-nucleotide messenger RNA. The record is from the annotation of a GenBank genome assembly. NCBI's taxonomy places the organism in Eukaryota, Metazoa, Mollusca, Cephalopoda, Sepiida, Sepiidae.